Messenger RNA from Recurvomyces mirabilis, 1026 nucleotides. RefSeq lists its product as uncharacterized. The transcript has 3 exons. Gene Ontology annotation, molecular function: alcohol dehydrogenase (NAD+) activity. The record is from RefSeq and is a predicted model, not a curated record. Gene Ontology annotation, cellular component: cytoplasm. NCBI's taxonomy places the organism in Eukaryota, Fungi, Ascomycota, Dothideomycetes, Mycosphaerellales, Teratosphaeriaceae. The coding region runs from base 1 to 1026 and encodes 341 amino acids.
AUGUCGAACUCACUUCCCAAAACUUUCAAGGCCGCCGUCCUUACCGGCGCCAACAAACCCUUGGAGAUCAAGGACAUCCCCAUGAUCGAGGCCAAAGAAGGCGAGAUUCUGAUCAAGGUCCAUGCCUGCGGUGUCUGCCACUCCGAUGCCCAUGUCCUCCAUGGCGACAUGGGACCUCCCCAAAUCCAACACCUCGGACACGAAUUCGUCGGCACAGUCGUCGCCGUCCCUUCUUCCGAGAAGAAAUGGAAAGUAGGUGACCGUGUCGGCGGCCCUUGGCACGGUGGCCACGAUCACAGCUGUAAAGCUUGUGGACGCGGUUUGUACCAGAUGUGCGAGAACAAGGCUAUUAAUGGCGUGACUCGUAACGGUGGGUACGCUGAGUACGCCACCCUACGCACCGAGUCCGCCGUCAGAAUUCCAAAGGGUGCCGAUGCUGCGAAAGUUGCGCCGUUGUUGUGUGCGGGCGUCACGGUGUUCAACGGGAUGAGGCAUAUGGGUAUCACGCCUGGGGACGUGGUUGCUGUGCAGGGGCUUGGAGGACUAGGUCAUCUUGCUAUUCAGUACGCACGCAAGAUGGGCUUCCGAACCGUCGCCCUCUCCCGCGGCACAGAGAAGAAGGACUUCGCCAUGAAGCUCGGCGCAAACGACUACGUCGACAUCAGCGCCACCAAUGUCGCCGAAGAACUCCAGAAACUUGGCGGCGCCGCCCUCGUCGUCAUCACUGCUCCCAACCCUGAAGUCAUCUCGCCAUUGCUCGGCGGACUCGCACCCAUGGGGAAAUUGCUCGUGCACACUGCCAUUGGACCAGUGCCGUUGGAUACCGUGCCUAUGGUCCUCAACGCGCUGUCUGUAUGCGGAUGGCCUUCUGGUCAUGCGCUGGAUAGCGAGGAGGCGAUUUCGUUUGCGGAGAAUCAGGGCGUGGAGUGCAUGAUUGAGAAGUUUCCGCUUGAGAAGGUCAAUGAGGCUAUGGAGCAUAUGUUGAGUGGGAAGGUGAGAUUUAGGGCUGUGCUUACGAUGGAUUAG